This is a messenger RNA of Cajanus cajan (pigeon pea), 1941 nucleotides long. The record is from RefSeq and is a predicted model, not a curated record. NCBI's taxonomy places the organism in Eukaryota, Viridiplantae, Streptophyta, Magnoliopsida, Fabales, Fabaceae.
AUGGCAAAGACAAGAAGAAACAACGUUGAAGACCACCAGUCCGAAGAUGAGCACCAGUCCGGGGCGGACAAUGCCGAGACAGUAGAGGAGACAAACUUGACUGAUAUGGUACGCCAAAUGAAGGAGGAAAUGGCCACCAUGAAACAGCAGCGGGAAAGAGAUGCCGCCGAGAUGGCCGCGUUGCGAGCAGAGAAUGCUGCCCUCAAGAACCAGUACCAGGAUCCCACAUGGAAACCCUCUGAGACAACCCAAGGGUCGUUCCACUCGCACGACCAUCACACCUCUAUCCCACAUACUUCUGUUGCUGCCCCAGCCAUCCAUGCUUCGGUCAGCCGGCCGAUACAACCGACGCCGGCCGGAGCACACCGACACCCCUUUACCCCAAACAUCAUGCAGUCUACACUUCUUGACCAUUGGAAGUCAUUGCCUCUAGACAAGUAUGAUGGUACCACCGACCCAGAUGAGCAUGUCGAUGUGUUAUUAACUCAAGUUACUCUAAGCACUACUGAUGACGCCGCCUUGUGCCGAAUCUUCCCAACAUCAUUAAAAGGGCGAGCACUGAGUUGGUUUACUCGGCUUCCUGCUAAUUUCGUUGACUCGUUCAACACAUUAGCCUCCCAGUUCACCAUCCAGUUCGCUACAAGACGGCCCCACCAGUUGACCUCUUUGGCACUAGUUAGCAUCCGUCAGGAGAAAAAGGAGUCCCUUCGGGCGUUCAUGAGCCGAUUCAACAAGGCGGCGCUUGAAAUCCGAGACCUGAACCCUGCUGUAGCUCUGCACCACCUUACCACCGCCUUGAAACCAGGGCCUUUCGCCAACAGCAUUUGUAAGAAACCCCCUACUGACAUGGAUGAUUUGCGUCGACAAGCUGACAAAUACAUGCAGAUGGAAGAAUUGGCUGAGUUUCGAAACCAAGCCCGGGCAGAGGUGUCGGCAAAACUUGACAAGCCGGCCGAGACUAAUUUCCGGAGUCGUCCGAAAGAGCUGAUUCCUCGCGAGAAGCCUCCUCGCGGGCCGAGAUACUCACAAUAUACACCACUUAAUACAAGUAGAUCGGCCGUCCUAGAGCAAGCACUUGCCUCAGAGCCCGAGCAGAGGAGAGCAGGAACGCACUCAUACAGGGAACGUAGUCGGUCGAGAGAUAGGCGAGAGGAAGAGCCUUCGGCACAACCUAGGCGGGUCGUCAACACCAUAGCUGGUGGAUUCGCUGGCGGGGGCUCAUCCUCAUCGGCCCAACGAAGACACCUGCGAGCCGUUCGGCACGUGCAUGCAGUAGAAACAGUUCGUCGCCGCCUUCCUACCAUCACUUUCACCGAGGCCGACUUCAAAGGCAUCGACCCGUACCAAGAUGAUCCGAUGGUAAUCAGUGUUGAAAUUCACAAUUGUAUUGUACGUAAAACAUUGGUUGAUCAGGGAAGUUCAGCUAACAUCCUGUAUUGGAACACGUUCAAGCAGUUGGGUAUUCCAGAAUCCAAGCUAAUUCCUUAUGAUGAACCUCUGGUUGGGUUCUCAGGCGAACGAGUCAAGACAAAGGGAUAUAUCAAGUUGUCAACCCGGUUUGGGUUUGAAGGAGCCGAAUAUCAUGACAUCUCGGUCAAAUAUGUGGUAGUUCAUGCCAGCACAUCUUAUAAUAUUUUACUCGGCCGGCCAUCCCUGAAUCGACUUGGGGCGGUUGUAUCCACCCUUCAUUUAGCCAUGAAGUUCCCGGCCGAGUCACGACGAGUCAUCACGGUUCAUGCUGAUCAGAAGACUGCACGAGAGUGCUACUUUGCCAGCUUGCGAUUACCAAGAGUGAAGGACGAAGCGCCUAAGGAGCCGAGAGGCGUUCACUCGGUCUCACAGCAAUCGGCCAUGGACCUCGACCCCCGGAUCGAUCAAGAAGAGAGGGUAGAACCUAUUGAAGAUAAGCAAUCGAUUCAAGUUGGAGCUUCGGACUCCUAG